Nannizzia gypsea CBS 118893 is the source of this 2277-nucleotide messenger RNA. RefSeq names its product RING finger domain-containing protein. Bases 1 to 2277 code for a protein of 758 amino acids. The transcript has 3 exons. The record is from RefSeq and is a predicted model, not a curated record. Lineage: Eukaryota; Fungi; Ascomycota; Eurotiomycetes; Onygenales; Arthrodermataceae. Gene Ontology annotation, biological process: positive regulation of transcription by RNA polymerase II. Gene Ontology annotation, molecular function: metal ion binding; transcription cis-regulatory region binding.
AUGUCGGGAGGCCCAGGACAGUCCUCUGCGCCAUCUAAACUGACCGGGACCUCCAGCCAGCCGGUGUCAUACCAUUCGCCGUCGCAGUCGUACUCGUUUGGCGCAGACGCGGCAGCUCGUCGUGUCUCUGGGCCGCUCGUUGGAGGCCAGUCAUCCAGCAACCUAGCUUCAGCCAGGAACAAUCAGUCGAAGAAGGCGAGCCACAAGCGUCAGCGUAAACCUCGUCUGGUAGAUGAGGAUGCCAUUGCUGAAGCCGCAGCCAUGAGGUCAACUUCCAGCAGAAAAGGCCAGACCUCUAUCACCCAUUUGAUGAACUUUUCCCUCCCUCCACGCCCUCACUCGUCUCCUUUUCGGCCCCAUCGUCACGUAACCUACCACUCUGGCUCUCACCGUGUUGACAAGGCGAGAUACGUCAAUGCCAACUACCGGUUUAUAGUGAACCCGAAGAAGAAUUACCAUGCACAGGCCACUAAUGCAGAUGUCCAUCUGGAUUGGGACACUGUGCUGCAGGUGUUGGUGUCGACAUCCACUUCCCAGCCCACCAGCUGUCCCAUCUGUCUAUGUGUACCCGUAGCUCCGCGGAUGGCCAAAUGUGGACAUAUAUUCUGUCUGCCUUGUCUUAUCCGCUUUCUACACGCUGCUGAUGAGCACGAUGCACAGCCUGUGAAGAAGGCGAGAUGGAAGAAAUGUCCAAUCUGCUGGGACCCAGUUUACAUGUCUGAAACCAGAUGUGUAAGGUGGUACUCGGGACAGGAGAUCGAUACAUUGAUGGAAGGCGGUGACGUCUUUCUCAGGCUGGUCAUGCGUCGACCUGGCAGCACUCUUGCCCUCCCAAGGGAUGGAGCUGACCGUCGCCCACACGGGCCAGAGGACGAUCUACCGUGGUAUAAUGCGGCAGAAGUGACCGACUAUGCACGGUUCAUGAAGGGCGGAGAGGAGUACAUGAUAUCACAGUAUGAUGCUGAGCUCGAAGCUCUUGAGAAGCAGGAACAGGAAGACGAGCUUCUCUUUGGGCAGGACUCAACGUGGACUCAGAAAGCCAUGGCUGCCAUCAGAGAGGCCAAGGAAAAGAUAAAGGGAAUUGGUAACCCACCCCAUUUCCAUAGAAAUGACGGAGAGGGGAACAAACAUGGGGAGGACCCAUCUCCACCCACCGCACCACAUACAGAAGAGACUGCGGGUUUGCAUGGCCCUGGAACAUCAUCAUCAAUUUCAGGGCAUCAUACGGCACCCAGUAGAAUGUCAAGAAAGCCGGGAGAAGAUGAUGAUAUCUCGUCUAGGGUGUCUAAGCUUGAUAUAAAUCAGCAUCAUCAUCCGCACACUAAGCAACCGGCUUCAUCGGAUGAAAGGACAUCGCAUCCGACCACACACGAGUCAGAAAGGGGCCACCCUGCUGACGUGCCAUACUAUUUCUACCAAGCUCUACCCCAUUUUUAUCUCUCAUCUCUUGACAUACGGAUUCUCAAGUCGGCGUUUGGCGACUUCUCCCUCUUCCCGUCCACCAUACUACCCCGAGUCGAGCACAUAUCUACGGGCCAUAUCAUGGACGAUGAUUUACGCAAACGCGUCAAAUACCUAAGCCAUCUACCAUAUGGCUGUGAGCUUACCUUUCUAGAAUGUGACUGGACUGACUUGGUCAGCCCCAGUGUCCUUGAGAAGUUCAGUGUCGACAUCGAACGCCGCCGGAAGCGGAAUCGCGAGAAGGCGGCUCGUGAAGAGAAAGAGCGUAUCCGUGCUGAACGGGAGGAAGAUGAGAAACGGCUAGUAGGGGCUAAUCGGCGGAAGAGGUCGAGCCUAUCGUCUCCUAGUGAGCGUCCCUUCAGCGCUAGUGACUUCCAGCCACUUGGCCCCGGCGCAAGCAGCCUGGCCAACAACAACGACGACCAUGUAGACACCAGCGUUUCCACCGCCUCGCCUCCAUGGUCCUCUUCGCAGAGCCGCAACAACCACAACCGCCAGUCAUUUGCGGCUCUAGCAACGCCGUCUAACAGCCCGCCUUCACGCCGCACAGUAUGGGGUACAGCUAUGGUUGAAUCUAGCUCCCCCACCGCCAGCUCGAGUCAGGAUCAUUAUGCGCCUAGUCACGACGAUGGUUGGCUUCAGAAUUGGGAAGCAGAGCUUCUGGCCGAGCAGCAGGAACGUAUCAUGAAUGGCACCAACCCCAAUAGUGGCAGCAGUAGCGGGGUUGGUAAGAACACGCCCGGUGCCACACCGGGUAAGAAAAAGAAGGCUAAGAAGAUCACACUGAUGUCGACCAAUGCACGACGGGCAGCAUAG